Messenger RNA from Tinamus guttatus (white-throated tinamou), 1293 nucleotides. Lineage: Eukaryota; Metazoa; Chordata; Aves; Tinamiformes; Tinamidae. The record is from RefSeq and is a predicted model, not a curated record.
AUGGCGGGAGAUGGUGAGCUGAGUUUGAGUAGAUCAAUGAUCAAUAGCUCUGAUAAAAUAACUCGAAAGGGUGGCUCCUCAAUCUUCCAGCACUCUGCAGAAGGUUGGAAAAUCAAUUCCUCAUUGGUACUGGAGAUAAGGAAGAACAUCCUUCGAUUCUUGGAUGCUGAAAGGGAUGUCUCAGUGGUCAAAAGCAGCUUCAAGCCAGGAGAUGUAAUCCAUUACGUGCUGGACAGGCGUCGCACGCUGAACAUCUCGCAGGACUUGCACAGCCUCCUCCCCGAGGUUUCCCCCAUGAAGAAUCGGCGAUUUAAAACCUGUGCGGUUGUUGGGAAUUCUGGCAUCCUUCUGGAGAGCGGAUGUGGAAAGGAGAUUGAUAGCCAUGACUUUGUAAUAAGGUGCAAUCUAGCUCCCGUGGUGGAGUUUGCUGCAGAUGUGGGAGCUAAAUCUGAUUUUAUUACCAUGAACCCAUCAGUUGUACAAAGAGCGUUUGGAGGCUUUCGGAAUGAGAGUGACAGAGAAAAAUUUGUGCAUAGACUAUCUAUGCUGAAUGACAGUGUCCUUUGGAUUCCUGCUUUCAUGGUCAAAGGCGGAGAGAAGCAUGUGGAGUGGGUUAAUGCAUUAAUCCUUAAGAAUAAAUUGAAAGUGCGAACCGCCUAUCCAUCACUGAGACUUAUUCAUGCUGUCAGAGGCUACUGGCUCACAAACAAGGUCCACAUCAAGCGCCCCAGCACCGGUCUCCUCAUGUAUACGCUUGCCACUAGAUUUUGUGAUGAAAUUCACCUGUAUGGAUUCUGGCCGUUCCCAAAAGAUUUACAUGGAAAACCAGUCAAAUAUCACUAUUACGACGAUCUAAAGUAUCGGUACUUUUCGAAUGCUAGCCCUCAUAGGAUGCCACUAGAGUUUAAGACUUUAUAUGUACUACAUAACAGAGGAGCACUUAAACUAACAACAGGGAAAUGUGUACAGCAAUAAAGCUCAUGUAAAAUACAAUAAGAAAUCCAGAGUACGCACUUCAUCAUAAAGAUGUUAUGGAAUGGCAAUGGGAUCCCAGUGAGGAUAUACUUCAAAACCCACUAAGCCAUUGGAAAAGGGGAUUUUUAUUAGAAGUGCAUAACCAGCUACUAGACCUGUAAAGUGCUAUAAAACUAAGCUAUCUUGACUGCAAGGGUUCAAGUAAGUGCCACUUUCACUAAGAACAAAGCUUGAAUGUAUACUCAGUAGUGUUUACAGGACCCAGCGAUACAUUCAUCAUGAAUUAAAGAAGAAACAAAUAGCCUGCUUAUUGCUGAC